UUUUGCUGCCUUCAUCAUCCAAAGAGCCCACACUGACAGCCGUCUCGGCAGAGACGCCUCUACCUGCAGCCGGUGAGCACCGAGAAUUACCGAAACUUCAUCCGGGCGUCAUUUGAGGGCGAGCAGAGUGGGGCCAGCGGGGCUCCGCGCCUGAAGACGUGAACUGUUACAUGUGUAAGCGCUCCUCUUCCUCUCUGACUCUGAUAUGACAGUUUAUAUGACAUAUAUAUGACAGUAAAAUGAGUCAGAGCCGAAGAUCCUCACGAGUGGAGCUUUUUCACGCGCUGUUUCGCAGUCAGAUAAGACUUGAGUGUUUUCGGGAUUCGUCCUCGGUCCGCCCUGGAAGCAUGUAACGUGCUGCGACAGAUGGGGCAAAACGACAAUGCAGAGGUUAACCACACCUUUGAAAGCGGACAUCUCUCCAGUAGCCUCUUGACCAACUUUGUUGCGCAUUAAGAUGCGCACGGCCGACGAGCAGUUGAAUUUUUGCGCUCUUCUGGACAGUCUGUAAGCGCGCCUGCACCGACUCCAGCCGCAGAAAGCAAGCAGGGACUUCCUAUGUAUUUAAGAAAUAACUCGGUGCUGGCUGAGAUCGUCACUCGAAACUUUGGUGGGGAGUCUCUUUGAGGAUUUCAACAUGACGGCUCGUCUCUCGCGGAUCCAGCUGGCUCUGUUCUUUAUCUCGCUUUGUCCGGUCAAUAUCAUCGGACUGUGGUGGGCGGUGGGCAGUCCACUGGUCAUGGACCCCAACAGCAUUUGCAGGAAGGCAAAGCGCCUGGCAGGGAAACAGGCUGAGCUGUGCCAGACUCAGCCCGAGAUCAUCAACGAGGUGGCCAAAGGAGCCAGGCUGGGCGUCCGGGAGUGCCAGUACCAGUUCAGGUACCGCAGGUGGAACUGCACCAGCCACCACAAAUACUUUGGGAAAAUACUUCAACAAGAUAUCCGGGAGACAGCUUUUGUUUAUGCCAUCACAGCCGCUGGUGUGACCCACUCUGUGACGCAGGCCUGCAGUAUGGGAGACCUCCUGCAGUGCGGCUGUGAGGCCACCAGGAACAGACCGCCUCCAAAGCCGUCCUCCUCUGGGGACGGGGUCAAGUGGGAGUGGGGGGGCUGCGGAGAUGAUGUGGAGUUUGGUUAUGAAAAGUCAAAGCAGUUUAUGGAUGCCAAGAGGAGGAAAGGCAAGAGUGACAUCAGGACGCUCGUCGACCUGCACAAUAACGAAGCUGGCAGACUGGCAGUAAAGCUCUACAUGAGGACUGAGUGCAAAUGCCACGGACUGUCAGGCUCGUGCACGCUGCGCACGUGCUGGAAAAAGAUGCCGCAUUUCCGUGAAGUGGGCGACCGCCUGCUGGAGCGAUUCAACGGCGCCUCGAAGGUGAUGGGCGGCAAUGACGGGAAGACCCUGAUCCCUGUGGGCCAGAAUAUCAAACCUCCGGACAAGCAGGAUCUGAUCUACUCGGACGAGUCUCCGGAUUUCUGCCUCGCAAAUCGAAAAACAGGUUCGCUGGGAACAAAGGGGCGCAUGUGCAACAGCACGGCCAUGGACAUCAGCGGCUGUGAUUUGUUGUGCUGCGAGCGAGGCUUCCGGGAGGAGACGGUGGUGUUUGAGGAGAACUGCUUAUGCCGUUUCCACUGGUGUUGUGUCGUCCAAUGCAAAAAGUGCAUGGUUCGAAAAGAGCUUAGUCUCUGUCACUGAUGAACUAAAGUUUAAAGUAGUCAAAUUACUUUGUUAAUUACAACUACUUUUGUUACUUUUUGAAGUUCUUGCUUUAGUUUGGAUAGCGUGAAAGAUGCAGAGGAUCUCAAGUUUCAUGGUUAUCAAGCUCAGUCAGAAGUUGAAACAAUGGAAACAAUGGAAACAAUGCCAUAUCCUCCUUCCACCUGCAGUUCAACAACAUUGCUUAAUAGGAGACGUUGCUUUUAUUCCACGAUAUUCUGCAGGGUAGUAAGAAGAUUAAGGACCUCACUAUGGCCCAUAUUCCAUCCCAGUGCUCAUAGACUUACUGUUAUCUAACGGUGUAAUGCUCAUAGACUUGACAUAAAAGAUGGACGUAGCCUCCGGAUCUAAAGAGUGAAGUAAAUGCAAAAGUGCCUUAAACCUGCUUUAAUUCCAAAACCCAGCCGGGAGCAACUCCCCAAUAUGUAAUGACUUUAUAGCCUUGGUUGCUGUUUUCAAGCCUUCUUCAAUCAGUUUGUAAACGAUGGGCUCAUUUCAGGUAAAACUGACAGUAAAGCAGGACGUGACAAGUCACCCCCAUAUGAACAUACCAAUGGGGAAUGUUUUGGUGGCUACACCCAUCUUUCAUAUAUAUUCCGUCUUAACAAGUGUAAUCAUAUUCUUGAGUUUGCAUUUACCAAAAACUGUGUCUCAGUUAUUGUGACUGCAGCGAAUCAACAUAGUGAGAAAACAAAACGAUGCUGGUCUUGACCUGUUGUUCUGCUACUACAUGAAAAGUGUAAAAAAGGGAAACUGUAAACCGUUGUUAUAGUUGCAAAGAUGCUGUUAACACCAUGCUUUGCAGGUGCGGACUCGGCUUGCCAGCAGAGACUCUUAUUUAUAUAAAGAUAUGAUGACUACUUGCUUCCGUCUGUCUCUCAGAAGCACUUUGGAUGCAGCAGCUGCCACGGACGUCCUCAUCAGCCCGGCAAUAAAACCUGCAGUCGGCUGUUUCUCCAAAAUAGAAACCUUUUUUUUUCAUGAUAUUUUUUUGUUAUCAAAAAAUGUAUAUGAUGCAUUUUGUUUAUAUAUUAUGAUAUA
Neolamprologus brichardi is the source of this 2758-nucleotide messenger RNA. It is a transcript of the gene wnt6b, whose product is annotated as wingless-type MMTV integration site family, member 6b. Gene Ontology annotation, cellular component: extracellular region. Gene Ontology annotation, molecular function: frizzled binding; cytokine activity. Gene Ontology annotation, biological process: canonical Wnt signaling pathway; neuron differentiation; multicellular organism development. The record is from RefSeq and is a predicted model, not a curated record. NCBI's taxonomy places the organism in Eukaryota, Metazoa, Chordata, Actinopteri, Cichliformes, Cichlidae.